AUGCGCUACCCAAUAGAUCUUUCUGCCGCUGUCGAUGUAUAUUCGGAUUGGGUGGACGCGUGCGACGCGGUUGCCAAGGACACAGCGAAUCAAUAUGACGGACCAGGUGGCUCACAGGUAACUGCUAGCAAGCAGGGGAUCUCUGCAGACACGGCACCUGGUGAUAACUUUGACGAUGGAGACUAUUGA
Messenger RNA from Penicillium angulare, 189 nucleotides. Its product is annotated as Transcription elongation factor 1. The coding region runs from base 1 to 189 and encodes 62 amino acids. The record is from RefSeq and is a predicted model, not a curated record. The transcript has a single exon. Lineage: Eukaryota; Fungi; Ascomycota; Eurotiomycetes; Eurotiales; Aspergillaceae.